Molecule: messenger RNA, 1047 nt
Organism: Aspergillus versicolor CBS 583.65
Lineage: Eukaryota; Fungi; Ascomycota; Eurotiomycetes; Eurotiales; Aspergillaceae
Product: bZIP transcription factor
Exons: 1
Coding region: 40-561 (173 amino acids)
Biological process (GO): regulation of transcription by RNA polymerase II
Cellular component (GO): nucleus
Molecular function (GO): DNA-binding transcription activator activity, RNA polymerase II-specific; RNA polymerase II transcription regulatory region sequence-specific DNA binding
Source: RefSeq, a predicted model, not a curated record
GCCGGCGAUAAGACCAUCAACUAUUCUGUACCCGACCACAUGCUUUCACACUCGGCCUAUCCUCUCUACCCUCCAAUCUCAUAUGGGCCUGAUGAGAUAGGACAUGCGCCGGGUGCCAUGACACCUUCGGACGUGUCAUCCUCGAUUUCACCUCCAAAUGGCCAAAUCGGCAACAGCAAGUACAGUACUCAGAUCUCAGGAGACCAUAUCGCUUCUGCUCUCGGAAAUGAAGAGCAUUCUCGUCGGGCUGCCGAGGAGGACCGACGACGCCGUAACACUGCUGCAAGCGCCCGAUUUCGCAUGAAGAAGAAGCAGCGCGAACAAGUGCUCGAGCGCACUGUCAGAGAGACAACCGAGAAAAACGCCUCACUUGAGGCGCGAGUUGCCCAGCUUGAAAUGGAGAACCGAUGGCUCAAGAACCUCUUGACUGAGAAACACGAAGCAACAUCUACUCGCAUGCCGCCUCCAUCAGAGUCAAUGGGCCACCAAAGUACCACCGUGGCCGGAAGCGGGCAAAAACAUAUUCAGCCAAAAAAGAAGGGCGUCGGCACAGAUAACUAGGCAUUAAAAUGAAGUUUAGUGCUUUAUUUGUGUCGUUAGCUUGUUUUGGUUGUGGCCGUUUCCUGUUCUGUUUACUUCAUACCUGGGAUUGCGAUUUUUGUUUUCUUGGAAUCAUUCGGAACUCCUUCAGUUCACAUUCGGCUCCACGAGCCAUCUAUAUGGAGGUGGAGCGAUCUGACGAUGUAAUGACCUUUCUGUUUUGUGCUAUCUUCUACAGUUGUGCUGUGUUAUGCUCGAUUCGUUCACUUGUUAAACAUCUACUGGGAUCUGUUGCAGGGUGUCGUUGCUGUGUUGCCAUGUUGAUAGGGGUUAGAGGCUAAGGGAAAUGGGGAUACGAUCCGUUAUGGCCAGGAGCCGGCCCUCAUCUCUUUCAUUUGUGUCGUAUAUAAGCUGCUUUCGGAGUUUUUGGCUGGGCUACGUUUUUGGGUUGAUAAAGCAGCAAUCUACAGAACAAUUCCCGACUUGAUUGAUUCGUUGAUAAUGCAC